Messenger RNA from Eimeria maxima, 1659 nucleotides. RefSeq lists its product as hypothetical. The record is from RefSeq and is a predicted model, not a curated record. Bases 1 to 1659 code for a protein of 552 amino acids. The transcript has a single exon. Lineage: Eukaryota; Apicomplexa; Conoidasida; Eucoccidiorida; Eimeriidae.
AUGAGGAAGAAGUCCGCCUUAGAGAGACCUGCAGCUGCUGCAACAGCAGCAGCAGCAGCAACACCAGCAACAGCAGCAGCCACAUCCAGACCCGCAGCAGUUGCAGCAGCUAGACGAGCAGCAGCAGCAAAAACAAGAGCUGCAGCAGCAGCAGCAGCAGCAGCAAAUGCUACAAGGCUAAGAACAAAUAGUAGGCAGAUUCGAAGCAACCAGCACGCAUCAACAUGCCCAGCAGCAGCAGCAGCAGCAGCAGCAGCAGCAGCAAGAGCAGAAGCAGCAGCAAAAGCAGCAACAUGCUGGGAGAGCAGCAGCGGCACUUGUCGCUGCUGUUCCCUUGAGAAACCCCACUGCAACAGCAGCAGCAGCAGCAGCAGCAACAGCAGCAGCUGCAGCUUAAGCUGCCACAGAAGCAGCAGACUGCACGCCAGGAGCAUUUGCUGCUGCAGCAGCACAAGGCGCUCUUGCUGCUGCUGCAACGAUGUAGACGAGUAUGAAUGUCCUGCUGCUGCUGCUGCUGCUGCUGCUAGAUCGCAGCAACAAGACAUCUGGUACUGCAACCCUAAACAGGAAGAUAAAGAAAGACAGUUGUGCUGCUGCUGCCCACCGAGUAGCAGCAGCAGUAGCUGCAGCAGCAGCUGCAGCAGCAGCUGCAGCAGAAGUUGUAGCAGUAGCUGCAGCAGUAGCAGCAGCAGCAACUGUAGCUGUACCUGCAUCGGCAGCAGCAGCACCUGUUCCUGCAUCGGCAGCAGCAGCAGCGCUUGCCGCAGCAGCAACAGCAGCAGCAGCAGCAGCAGCAGCCGUUGCUGCAGCAGCAUAAGCUGCAGCAAAUGCAUUGAGGAGGGAACUCUGUUGGAUGAAUCUAACGACACUCGCUGCAGCACGAACGCUGGCAGCAGCAGCAGCAACAGCAGCAGCAACAGCAACAGCAGCAGUCCUUCGUCUCUGCGUUCGAGCAGCUGCACCAAUUCCUCAUCUGCAUGCUUCUUUAGAAAGCCAGCAGCAGCAGCAGCAGCAGCAGCAGCAGCAACUGCUGCUGCUGCUGCAGCAAAAGAGAAGAGGACCCGUAAGACAGGUGCAGCAGCGUUGUCUCCGCAGCAGCAGCAGCAGCAACUGCUGCUGCAGGAGCAGCAGAGUUUUGGCGUUGAGGAUCUGUUGCAGCCAAUGCUGGUGCCCUCCUAUGAAGCAGCAGCAGCAGCAGCAGCAGCAGCACAUGACCAAGACCUGCAUAUACACCUGAAGGACAAAGAAGGGCCAAACUAUCGCCAGAAGGAGCAGCAGCAGCAGCAGCAGCAGCAAACGCAGUCAGACAGCAGCAGCAAUAAGAGUCUUCUAAGGGAUAAUGAUAGCUACAGCAGUAGCAGCAGCACAGGCAGCAGCACAUGCAGCAGCACCACAUGCAGCAGCAGCAGCAGCAGCAGCAGCAGCACGGAGGCAUUCCUUGCUGCUGAUGUUGCUUGGUGGCAAGGACGUGCUGCUGCUUGGCGGCAGCAUGCGGUGUCUUCCUUCAAGCAGCUGCAGCAACUGCAGCAGCUAAGCAAACAUCUGCAGCAGCAGCUAAGGUUAAUGCAGCAGCAGCAGCAGCAACAGCAGCAGCAGGAAGCAAAACAGCAGCAGCAGCAACAGCAGCAGCAGCAGCAGCAGCAGCAAGUGUCAAAUUAA